This is a messenger RNA of Phialemonium atrogriseum, 1161 nucleotides long. RefSeq names its product glycoside hydrolase, family 16. The coding region runs from base 1 to 1161 and encodes 386 amino acids. NCBI's taxonomy places the organism in Eukaryota, Fungi, Ascomycota, Sordariomycetes, Cephalothecales, Cephalothecaceae. Gene Ontology annotation, biological process: carbohydrate metabolic process. The transcript has 2 exons. The record is from RefSeq and is a predicted model, not a curated record. Gene Ontology annotation, molecular function: hydrolase activity, hydrolyzing O-glycosyl compounds.
AUGCGGAGCCGAAUCACCGUCACUCCUGUCUACGGGCCACCGCACGCCCUCUCCUCCACUAUCACACGCCCGGCCUUCCUCUCGCCGGCGUCUCUACCACUACUUCUCCUCUCCCUCCUCCCCCUCCUCCUCCUCCUCCUCCUCCUCCUCCCCGGACGCGCCUCGGCGGACUGCGAGUGCGGCUACGCGGCCGUCGUCGACGGGGCCAGGCACGUCUUCACGGACCUGAUCGAGACCGACUUUGGGCGCAUGACCGGCGGCGGCGACGUGGUGGCGCGCGACACGGACUGGGAGAGGCAGGCGUUCAACCUGAGCGCGGCGCGGGCGCGGGGCCCGCUGGGCGAGAUGUUCGCCGUCGGGAACGUCGUCGCGGACGAGGGCCUGCGGCUCGGGGUCGGGAGCCGGACCGUCGACGAGAUGGUCCCGGUGGCCGAGAUCGACUCGAGCAGGAUGGACCUGCUGUGGGGCACGUUCAGGGCUAGCAUGAGGCUCACGGGGGUCCCGGGGACUUGCGCCGCGUUCUUUUGGUACUUCAACGACACGCAGGAGAUCGACAUGGAGUUCCUCUCCAAGGACUUCAACCACAGCAACGGCAGCUUCCCCGUCAACCUGGUGCUGCAGUCGCGCGACUCCCUGGCGGCGGGCUACAACGCGCGCGCGACGGGCAACUUCGUGCAGGCGCAGCUGGGGUUCGACCCGACGGCGGCCUUCCACGAGUACCGCAUCGACUUCCUCCCCGGGCGGGUGUCGUUCCACGCCGGGGGCCGGCCGCUGGCGCACAUGGUGGGCGCCGCGGUGCCGGACUCGCCGGGCCACCUGAUCCUGCAGCACUGGAGCAACGGCAACGCGCUGUGGUCGGGGGGCCCGCCCGCCGAGGACGCGGCGCUGGUCGUCCAGUACGUCAAGGCCUACUUCAACUCGUCGGCGCCGCAGAGGCAGCGCGACUGGGCCGGCAGGUGCGGGGACGCGGCGGCGCCCGGGGCCGUCUGCGAUAUCCCCGAGAGGACGGAGGGGAACACGUCGGCGGCCGGAUGGUUCUUCAGCGAUGGGCAUAACAUGACGAAUAACCAGACCGUGUAUGGGAAGAGCGAGGGGUCGAGGUCGGGGGUGUUGUUGUGGUGGUGGCUUGUGCUCUCGGUGGUGCUACUGUUCUUGGAAUAA